AUGCGAGGCAACUCAGAUGAUAAUGGUCCAAAUGUCCCUCUUCUGAAGCUCCUAGAUUGCUCCCUUAGGAUUUCUGUGUUUUUUCUUAGCAUUGCAACCAUAUGGUUGACUGUGACCAACCACCAAGACAACACUAGCUAUGGGAAGCUGCACUUCAACAAUUUCUCAGGCCUCAAGUACAUGGUUUGCAUCAGCACCAUUUCUGCUGUAUAUGCUUUUGUUGCUGCUAUCUCCUCAUGGAUCAGAUGCUUGGUCUCUAAAGCUUGGCUGUUCUUUGUCUCUGACCAGAUAGUAACCUACUUACUGGUCACAUCUGUGGCUGCAGUGAUUGAGAUGAUGUUUCUAGCUUAUAAAGGUGACAAGGCAGUCUCAUGGAGUGAAGCUUGUGCUUCAUAUGGAAAAUUCUGUAGUAGAAUGAAGUUGGCCUUGAUUCUCCAAUCUCUGGCACUUUUAAGCUUCCUUGUGUUAGCUGUGAUUUAUGCUUAUAGGGUCUUUAGCAUGUACGAGGCACCUUCUAUAUCUCAUAAAGGGGUGGAGUUAGAAGAGAACACCACUUAGAUGGGUUAUCUUUCGUUGGUUAUGCUCUAGAGGUUUCCUUUUGUGGA
Argentina anserina (silverweed cinquefoil) is the source of this 605-nucleotide messenger RNA. Its product is annotated as CASP-like protein 2D1. Lineage: Eukaryota; Viridiplantae; Streptophyta; Magnoliopsida; Rosales; Rosaceae. The record is from RefSeq and is a predicted model, not a curated record. The coding region runs from base 1 to 558 and encodes 185 amino acids. The transcript is spliced from 3 exons.